AUGGCGGAGCAGCGGCCCCUCCCACAGAGCUCCGCAGCGGGUUGUUGGGCUGGGCGCUCGCUGCAGGUCGCCCGGUACCAGCGCUGCCGCAUCCCUGCUGCACUCCAGCACCCGCGGCCUCUCCGGCUCCCGCAGCCCCGCGGCGACCUGGUGCUAAGGCGCGCGCAGCUCGGUAAGGUCGGGGCGCUCAGCUACCCGCAAGAGGAGGCCACCCUGAACGAGAUGUUCCGCGAGGUUGAGGAGCUGAUGGAGGACACGCAGCACAAACUGCGCAGCGCGGUGGAGGAGAUGGAGGCAGAAGAAGCUGCUGCUAAAACGUCACCAGAAGUGACCUUGGAAAACCUCCCUCCCAGCUAUCACAAUGAGACCAGCACAGACACCAAGGUUGGAAACAGUACUGUCCACGUGCACCGAGAAAUCCACAAGAUAACCAACAACCAAACUGGACAAACGGUCUUUUCGGAGACGGUUAUCACAUCUAUAGGCGAGGAAGAAGGAAAAAGGAGUCAUGAGUGCAUCAUUGAUGAGGACUGCGGGGCCAGCAGCUACUGCCAGUUUGCCAGCUUCCAGUACACCUGCCAGCCGUGCCGAGACCAGCAGGCGCUCUGCACCCGGGACAGCGAAUGUUGUGGGGACCAGCUCUGCGUCUGGGGUCGCUGCACCAAAAUGGUCACCAGGGGUGGCAACGGGACCAUCUGCGACAACCAGAGGGACUGCCAGCCCGGCCUGUGCUGUGCCUUCCAGAGAGGCCUGCUGUUCCCUGUGUGCACACCCCUGCCCGUGGAGGGUGAGCUCUGCCACGACCCUGCCAGCCGGCUUCUGGACCUCAUCACCUGGGAGCUGGAGCCCGAGGGAGCGCUGGACCGAUGCCCAUGUUCCAGUGGCCUCCUCUGCCAGCCCCACAGUCACAGCCUGGUGUACGUGUGCAAGCCGGCCUUUAUUGGGAGCCACAACCAAGAUGGGGAGAGCCUGUUGCCUGCAGAAGCCCCCGGAGAGUCCGAAGGUGACAGCUUCAUGGAGGAGGUGCGCCAGGAGCUAGAGAACCUGGAGCGGAGCCUGACGGAAGAGAUGGGGUUUGGGGAGCCGGCCCCCUCCGAGCUGCUGGGAGGAGAGGAGAUUUAGACAUGCCCUGCCCUGCAGGUAGCCAUGCAAUAGAGAUAGCUAAUUUAUUUCCCGGGUGUGUCCUCCAGGUGUGGGCUGGCCAGGCUUUCCCCAUGUCCUCUUCUGAGUAAAUGCUCCCUCUGGCUUGACACAAGUGUGUGCUUGUCCGGCCACCCAGACUGCCGUCCCCAGCACAGCUGUGAUGCUGGAGGAAGGUGAGCAGGGCAGGGACAGGGCGGGACUGGCAGCUCCCCUUGGCUCACAUCCUGGGCCCCGUUUGCCUCUAUGGAUCAGCAGACUGUGCGUUUGGGUCUACAAGGCUUUGAGAAUUGAUUGAGGGAAGAGAGUGGAAAUGGGUGUGGAAUCUCCCCCGACGGUUUCUGGGGUCUGUGGUUGCUUUGCAAAUAUCAAUCCUGUGAAAAUGCAGCAGAUUCAUUCUCAUGCAGUCCUUUCCCUGGACCUAGGCAAGCUGUGCCUCCAGCUGUGGCAGCUGAAAUGCUCUGCUCCUGCUCCUGCUGCAUUCUUGCACUCUCCCACUCAGCCGUUUUACUCAGCUCCUACCUCUGUGUCAGGGACAGUUUCCUAUCCAGGAUUGACUCAGCAUGACCUGGGGAGGGAGGUGGUGGUCUCCUCGUCCGUCAGGGACCUCAGAGGCUCAGAGACUGUGGGCUACUUGCCCAAGUCACAGAGCUGUGGAAGGCCACUGCAGGUUUCACACAGGUGAAAGCCCAGCGUUCUCCCCACUCCCCGCACCAGCCUCUGGGCCACCAAGAGUACCCCUCACAAAAAGGAGGAUGUUUUCUUUUGAGACACACCUGGAAUUAAGGUCAAACUAGUGCCCACCUCCCACUAAGAGGAAUCACCUGCUGCCAGGGCAUCGUCCUUACCAGAGCGAGGCAGCCCCACUGCAGUGGGGACAAUGGUGGUGCUGACAGUCUCCCGCAGGGCAUUAGUAACUUCAAAGGUGUGUACUGGAGCAUAGUGUAUACGUUAACUCACAGAAACAGUAAUUAGGCCUUUGUAGGGUCAGGAUUAGAAAUGAAAUUUGCAAACUCACUUAGCAGCAACUGAAGACCAUUAUCAACCACAUGGAGAAAACCAAACUAAGCAAGGCUCUAUGAAAUACGGCUGGAAUAUUCAAGCUGAGAAGGCUCUGUAUGCCGUUCCACAAAUGAUAUUUUCAGGUGCCAUGGACUGUUCCCAUUGUGUAUCCAUCCAGAGUUAUUAAAUUUUAAAGUUGCACAUGA
Tupaia belangeri chinensis (Chinese tree shrew) is the source of this 2348-nucleotide messenger RNA. RefSeq names its product dickkopf Wnt signaling pathway inhibitor 3 (gene DKK3). Gene Ontology annotation, biological process: negative regulation of canonical Wnt signaling pathway; multicellular organism development. The record is from RefSeq and is a predicted model, not a curated record. The transcript is spliced from 9 exons. Lineage: Eukaryota; Metazoa; Chordata; Mammalia; Scandentia; Tupaiidae. Gene Ontology annotation, cellular component: extracellular region. Gene Ontology annotation, molecular function: co-receptor binding; receptor antagonist activity. Bases 1 to 1122 code for a protein of 373 amino acids.